Molecule: messenger RNA, 1863 nt
Organism: Lolium rigidum
Lineage: Eukaryota; Viridiplantae; Streptophyta; Magnoliopsida; Poales; Poaceae
Exons: 3
Coding region: 338-1669 (443 amino acids)
Source: RefSeq, a predicted model, not a curated record
AAGGAGCGUCUGUCCCAAACUUCCUCAAGGAAAACAAACUGCCCUCGUCUCCAUCGCCGGCGCCGCCGAAACGCACUUCAUCGGCGUCGCCGAUCCCGCCGCUUAUCAUCGCUGAUCCCGCCGCUUGUCAUCGCCCUCCUUUCGUCGAAUCACACAUGGAACUCUCCCUCUUGCUCGUCCUCCUCUCCUCCUCUCUAUUGGUCUAGGAGUGGAGUUAAGAUCUACCUGCUCGGACGCGAUUCCUUUUCUUGACUGAAGAAGUAAUUGUGCCAUAUUCUAUACAUUUUUAUAUGGUAUUUAAUAAAAAGCAUCAGUAGCGGCCUGGUACACUGGGAGAAUGGAAGGCAAUAACCUGCCCUGUGGAAACUUUAUGCAUGGAGCAUCUUAUGGCAGUUCAGACUUGCAUCGCAACCCCAUGCAAAUACGUGCUCCAAACUCGGGUAAUCAGGUCUUCAACCAAUCUCAGAUACCUGGCAAUUUCCCCAUGCCUAUGAACCAGGUUACAGAUUCUGAUCACAUGUCAGAGAUUCUAUUUGGAGAACGCAGGAAGCCUGAUCACCACCAGGUCCUUCACCAGAACUAUCACACGAAGGACUCCGUGACCAUGAGCGAUGAUGAGGAAGGUCUGAAUGAGGAUACCACUGAUAGCCAGAGCGGCAAGGGAAAGAAGGGCUCUGCGUGGCACCGUAUGAAGUGGACUGAUUCAAUGGUUAAGCUUUUAAUUACUGCAGCGUCUUACACUGGGGAGGAUCAAGGAACUGAUUUAGGAGGUGGUAAGAGGAACUGUGCAAUGAUGCAGAAGAAAGGCAAGUGGAAGGCAAUAUCAAAGGUCAUGGGCGAGCGAGGCUGCAGUGUGUCACCGCAGCAGUGCGAGGAUAAGUUCAAUGACCUGAAUAAGAGAUACAAAAGGCUUACUGAAAUCCUUGGACGGGGUACAACCUGCAAGGUUGUGGAGAAUCCAGCACUUCUGGACCGCAUGGAUAAUCUCUCUGACAAGUUGAAAGACGUUGCAAGGAAGAUAUUGAACUCAAAGCACUUGUUCUAUGAGGAGAUGUGCUCCUACCAUAAUAACAACCGGAAUAGUUUGCCUGCAGAUCCUGCACUUCAGCGUUCACUACAGCUUGCUCUUAGGUGCAAAGAGGAAAAUGAUCUGAUGAGAGGAGCAAGUGGAGAUGCUGAUGAAGAUGACCAGAGUGCAGACUCUGAUUACGAGGAGGAUAAUUAUGGGGAGCAUCAUUCAACACAUACCAAUAAGGAGGCCCUACCCAUGCAAAAAAAGAUGCAGUAUAUGGCGGAUCAUGAGGAUGUAGGUUUUGGCAACUCUUCGAGCUCACAUCAUUGCAGCCAGAGGUCUAGUCCCCAUGGUAUCGCACUAGAUAUCAACAAAGUAUUUCCAGAUGGAACUAGCUUGGCUUUGGCACAAAGGGACCUGGUGUCGGAAUCUGCAGAGCUUGAGAAAUAUCGCUUGCAAAUUGAAAUUCGGGAACUGAAGCUUGCACAGGCACGCCUCAAGUGGGAACAGUUAUGUAAAAAGAAGGACAAGGAACUGGAAAGGAUGAGACGGGAGAAUGAAGAAAUGGAGAAUGGGAAUAAACGCUUGGAGCUGAAGGUAAGGCAGAAAGCAUUAGAGCUUGAACUCAAGCUGAAAGGAAAUGGCAAUCAUUCAUGACAUUGAUUUGGGCGAUCAAGACUGACCUAUAAGAUGGUUGUUGAUGGCUUCUCGUGUUAGCGUAGAGUAUUGCUAGACGGCUGGCCUAUCUCGCUGCACAAGAAUUGGAUCUGAUGGUGCACUUCUGUUGAGAUGCCAGAUAACAGAAUUAUUCUCCGCACUUUCAAAAUUAAGGCAGAAAUGAGUCUGAGAGC